Cuscuta epithymum is the source of this 2116-nucleotide messenger RNA. The record is from the annotation of a GenBank genome assembly. Lineage: Eukaryota; Viridiplantae; Streptophyta; Magnoliopsida; Solanales; Convolvulaceae.
GUCCACUUCUCUCUUAAAAUGCCGAAACAAAGAGCUCGGAACCAAAAUCAAACCCAAAGAAGCCCUUCACCUGUGCCAAAUUUCCCAUUUCCCUACAGGUUCGGGGAAGAAUAGCCGAUAGCGCACGGACGACUACGCUGCAGCAGGGAAGAGUUAGGGCUCAGAAGCAAACAGAGAAAUGAAGACGACGAAGGGUGGUAAAGUCAUGAACCCUACGGAUGCAUAUCGGAAGGAGAUUCGCAAACGCGAAUUGAAACGGAAUAAAAAAGAAAGGAAGAAGGUUAGGGAAGUUGGCAUUUUGAAGAAGGAUCCUGAGCAAAUAAGAGAUCAAAUUCAGAAGCUAGAAGUCAUGAAGGCAGAAGGUGCCUUAGAUAAAGCAAGAAAACACAAGAAAAGACAACUUGAGGAUACCCUAAAUCUUGUUCUCAAGAAGAGGAAGGAGUAUGAAGAUAAAGUGAAAGAAAAGGGUGAAGCACCAGUUAUGUUCAGCCAUUUAGGACCUCCACCUCGAAGGCGGACUGCAGAAGAGGAAGAUAUGGUCAAGCACCCAAAACCUGAAGAUUCAGUUUAUUAUCACCCCACACUCAAUCCUACUGGUGCUCCUCCUCCUGGAAAGCCUCCCAUGUUUAAAUCGUCAAUAGGACCUAGAAUACCCUUGUCAGAGGCUUCAACAAGUGGUGUUGCAUCAUCGUCAGUGACUGAAGAGGAUGGUGGUGGUUUACCCACCACCUCUCUUCCACCUACCUCACCACCUGCACUUCUGUACCCAAGCAAAAAUGCAGAAUCUGUAGAUGCUUCUAUCAUGCCUCAAUCUCUGCCUUUACCCCCUCCACCUCCUAUGCCCCCAAAACCUGCAGCGUCAGACUUGAAUACAUCAUUGCCACCUCCUCCUUUGCCACCGCCACCUCCUGGCCCCCCGCCAAAAGAACAUGCAGGAACUCAUUCAUCACUCCCCCCACCCCCAGCACGUCACCCAACUAUUCAACUUCCUCCUCCACCAGGCAUUGUUGAAAAUGAACCUGGAAAAGGUCAUUCCGAGAAAACAGCGGAACCUGUAUCUAUGGAAAUAAGCAAGGGUUCAUCUAUGCUUCCCCCACCACCUCCACCGCCUGGGCUACUAUUGAGAUCACAGGGCUCAUCUUCUGAAAACGACUCUAAAACCCCAGCAGGGACAGAAGAUAUGCUAAGAAUGGCUCCACCACCACCUCAUCCUCCACCAAGGCAACAACAACCAUUUGUUCCUGGGUCUGCUAUGAUCCCACCUUUGCAGCCUGAUGUGCUGCCACCUGGAAUUUCUCGGUUUCCUCCACCUCCUCCAGCUACAGAUAUGGGGCUACCGCCACCUGGAAUAGUUGGCCAACAUCCUCUUCCUCCUCACCCUGGUGUAAUGGUUGUUCCACUAAUUCCUAGACCACCCUAUGGACUUCCACCUAUGAUGCGACCGCCACUUCCACCUGGCCCGCCUCCAAUGCCACUACCUUCUCAAAAGCCAUCCUACAUUAAAUCGGCUGCAUCAACAGUUGUCAAGAGGCCUCUUGCGCAGCAUACCCCAGAGCUCACGGCUAUGGUUCCUGCAUCUGUACGUGUGAAGAGAGAAUCUACACUUCCGAAGUCUAAACCAAAGGCAUCAACAACCAUAGUUGUGAGCAACCACCACCAGCCAACAUUUAGUAGAGAAAUUUCGAAGCAAGAAUCUAGCAGAACAACUCAGCCAAAACCACCAAGUAUUGAUGACUCUUAUAUGGCAUUCCUGGAAGACAUGAAAGCUCUUGGGGCUCUUGAUGGUGGUAAUUGACCUGAGUGUGAUUUUGGUCCUACAGUAGUAAAUUUAAUUUAGUAGGGCAUUAUGUCACCUGUACUUUCCCCAAAUGGUGUGGCUGGCUUGGUGCCUUGUCUUGAUUUCCUUCCUGUUGGCGGGGGAGGAGAGUAGUGAUUGGUGAAAGGGUUGUGUUUGGGUUUUCUAAUUGUUCAUUCUAUCGUGGUUGGCAAUCUGCUUUACCCCCCAGACAUAGCACACAAUGUAUUUCUGAUAAAUUUAACAAAAGAACACUUGUUUCAGUUGACAACAUUGAGAAAUAAUAGUUUUUUCUUCUUCUUUUUUGUUUGUUCAAGGAGG